This is a messenger RNA of Lentinula edodes (shiitake mushroom), 1005 nucleotides long. Its product is annotated as mitochondrial PGP phosphatase-domain-containing protein. NCBI's taxonomy places the organism in Eukaryota, Fungi, Basidiomycota, Agaricomycetes, Agaricales, Omphalotaceae. The record is from RefSeq and is a predicted model, not a curated record. Gene Ontology annotation, molecular function: phosphatidylglycerophosphatase activity. Bases 1 to 1005 code for a protein of 334 amino acids. The transcript has 3 exons.
AUGCCGCUCAAUGUACCAGGCAUUCUAGCUCCCGUACAGUUUCUGGUAAACCCUAGAAUAAUUGUCCCUAGUUUAUCAGUUAGAGGUGCGCUUUUCUCUCUAAUUUUUGGCUGCUUACAUGCUAAUUCAAGUCGACGACAGAAAGAUAUUCGCCAUCUCGAUUUUGACGCGUUAAAGCGUGCAGGCUAUAGAGGAGCUGUUUUUGACAAAGAUAAUUGCCUGACUCUUCCCGGAAAGGAUACCAUCGUACCGGAAAUUGAAGACGCGUGGAAGGAGUGUAAACAAGUUUUUGGUAAGGGCAAUGUUCUCGUCGUCAGCAACACUGCUGGAGCACAUGUGGAUGCGGGUGGAAUUCAGGCCGAGUCUGUUCGACACCAUCUCGGAGUUCCUGUCCUCUUUCAUACGUCGAUGAAACCUGCAUAUUCAUGUGUGAAGCAAAUUCGUUCUUACUUUCGCUCGCUUCGAGAUCCCAUCAAGGACAAUGAGCUCAUCAUCGUCGGAGACCGCCUGUUCACGGACAUCGUAAUGGCUAAUCGCAUACGAGAACAAAGUUGGACCGAGCGUUUUUGGUUACGCUCCCAACAAAAUUCAGGCUAUCCUGCUGUAGAUUGGAACACACAGAAGACAGCAGAACCGCUCGCUGCGAACCCGUUGCAGAACCUGCUUGUUUCGACACCGCCUCCAACCAGAACGACACUAGGCAUAUGGACAACAGGAUUAUGGGUCGAAGAAGCUACUGUCAUGCGAUUUUGCGAGAAAAAAUUGUUGGAGGGAGUGAAAAAAUGGGUCAUUGCGCCCGCCAAAGCUCGGGCCCAAGACAAAGUCUCGACCCUUGCCGGGCUAGAAGCACGGUCAACGGAAAACGGAGGAAGCACGAACGAUGAAGACCCGCUGACGCGUGCCUUCGUUCGUGACAUACCUCCACCUGCCCCUCCUCAGAAGCAAAACAUGUUACGGGGCAUUGCUAGCUUCUUCCAGGGCAUACAGUUUAGACGAGGUAAUUGA